Drosophila gunungcola (fruit fly) is the source of this 1760-nucleotide messenger RNA. Its product is annotated as phosphoribosyl pyrophosphate synthase-associated protein 2. The coding region runs from base 290 to 1450 and encodes 386 amino acids. Gene Ontology annotation, molecular function: ribose phosphate diphosphokinase activity; magnesium ion binding. The transcript has 8 exons. The record is from RefSeq and is a predicted model, not a curated record. Gene Ontology annotation, cellular component: cytoplasm; ribose phosphate diphosphokinase complex. Gene Ontology annotation, biological process: purine nucleotide biosynthetic process; 5-phosphoribose 1-diphosphate biosynthetic process. NCBI's taxonomy places the organism in Eukaryota, Metazoa, Arthropoda, Insecta, Diptera, Drosophilidae.
GCUUUUUGCGCUCCACGCUGCCCACAGUCAUUCGCUUUUAUUUAUAAGAAAAAGAAGUGUAAAAAAGUGCCGUCGCACUGGCUUUUUUAUUGAUUCGGGUUCCGAAUCGGUGUUAAUUAAAAGCGUUAAUCAGUCGGGAAGCUCACUUUUGGUCAGUCGCCAGCGAGUUGCGCUCUUAUCAACACUUUUCGCGCGUGUUUUCCCUGCGUGAGUGAAUCUGCUGUAUACUGCAUUUCCAUUUUCAAGGAGAUUAGGCAGCGUAAGGCCACCAAAGCGUUGCAGGAGCGACAUGGACAACACCUCCACCUCUGACAUUGUCAUCAUCAAUGGCAACUCGCAUCCGGAUCUGGCCAACAUGGUGGCCGAGCGUAUGGGCAUUAAGAACGGUGGAUGUUCCGUGUUCCACAAGUCCAAUCGGGAGACAAUUGUGGAGAUAAGUGAUUCCGUAAGAGGCAAGGACAUCUACAUAAUCCAAACGGGCACUAAGGAUGCCAACAAUAACAUCAUGGAGCUGCUGAUUAUGGCCUAUGCCUGCAAGACUUCCUCGGCCCGUUCGAUUGUGGGAGUGAUUCCAUACUUGCCAUAUUCCAAGCAGUGCAAGAUGCGCAAGCGCGGCUGCAUCGUGUCCAAGCUGCUGGCCAAGAUGAUGUGCACCUCGGGACUGACGCACAUCAUCACCAUGGAUCUGCACCAGAAGGAGAUCCAGGGAUUCUUCGACAUACCCGUGGACAAUCUGAGGGCAUCGCCUUUUCUGCUCCAAUACAUUCAGGAGAGCAUUCCUGACUAUCGCAACUCGGUGAUUGUGGCCCGCAAUCCGGGCGUGGCCAAAAAGGCCAACUCCUAUGCGGAGCGACUGCGUCUUGGCCUGGCCGUCAUUCACGGAGAACAGAAGGAGACGGAUGCCGAUGAGGUCGACGGUCGGUACUCCCCUCCACCGACCAGUGCGUAUAGCAAUUUAUUAGGAAAUUCAGUUGAAAUGUGCUUACCAGCGACGCCUAGAAACUCUACUCCACAACACGCCCCAACCAGCAGCACCCGGCAGCGAACCACCUCGGUGUCGGUGGGUGUUCCGGAGCACAUUGUCAAGGUGAAGCCACCACUGACCAUUGUGGGAGACGUCAGCGGACGCAUCGCCAUCAUGGUGGAUGACCUGAUCGACGAUGUCCAGGCCUUUGUGGCCGCCGCCGAGAUGCUAAAGGAGCACGGAGCCUGCAAGAUCUACGUGCUGGCCACGCAUGGUCUGCUUAGUUCGGAUGCACCGCGUCAGCUGGAUGAGUCGCCUAUUGAUGAGAUCGUUGUCACCAAUACCAUUCCACACGAGAUCCAGAAGCUGCAGUGCCAUAAGAUCAAGACGAUCGACAUCUCCAUUCUGAUUGCUGAGGCCAUACGCCGCAUCCACAACAAGGAGUCGAUGUCCUAUCUCUUCCGCAACGUAACGCUGGAGGAUUAGGACGCAUAUCCACACACACAAACACUCACAGCCCCUAGUUCACCGCUUGAAGUCACAAAAAUAGUGUUGCAACCGGCUCCGUCAUGGGCCGGUUUUUGUUUGUUUAUCGCUUUUAGACCAUCAUUGGAAAGUGCGCCCAGCGGGCGUUUGCUCAAAUAAAACCAAAAUGAAUGAUCCAACAUACUGUAGCAUACUUAUAGGCCCCACACUAUACUCUACACUGUGCGUUCAUCGAAGGUUAAUCACUUUCUUCUAGUUAUUAAGUCAAAGAUCCCACAACUUUGUCCAAAUAAAAGCUGAUUGUACUCAA